AUGAGGACAAGGCUAGACUUAGGUUGUCUUAUUUACAAAUAUAGAAUAAUAGUGCCGCCCUCCUUACGUGAAAAAUUACUAAGAGAAAUUAACGAAAGUCAUUUGGGUAUUAAUAAAAUAAAAAAAUUGUCGCGAAAUUAUGUAUACUGGCCAAGUCUAGAUAAAGAUAUCGAAAAUUUAUGUCGUAACUGUGACGCGUGUCGUAUAGUUCGCGAUGCUCCACCUAAAGCUAUUUUACACCCGUGGGAAUUUCCUCUGCACCCUUGGCAGCGAAUUCACGCGGAUUUUGCUGAAUAUGCGGGAAAAAAAUAUUUUAUAAUGAUUGAUGCACACUCGAAGUGGAUCGAAGUAUUUAUUAUGAGCCGCACUGACGCCGAAGCGACAAUAGCUGUGUUACGUACGACUUUUGCUAGAUUCGGACAUCCAUUGCAACUUGUUACGGAUAAUGGUCCCCCGUUUGCUUCCUUAGACUUUAACAAUUACUGUCUUGCUAAUUGUAUUAAACAUGUAUCGACGGCACCAUAUAGAUCUCAGGUGGCUUUACUAGGGCAUCGGUUGCGUGGACGUCUCGACGCGAUUCGCCCUGAUCGAGCUGUAAUAGCCCGGGAAGCACAAAAUCGCCAAGCUCCACUUGGCGAUUUUGUGCUUAAGAAAGGCUCAAAUAGGUUAAUAGAAGUAGGAGACACCGUAUUAGCUCGUGACUAUAGAACAAGAAGCAAUAAAUGGUCAGAAGGGGUUGUUACGGACAAAACUGGACCUUCGUCGUAUAAAGUUGAUGUGGGAGAGGGAUUAAAGUGGCGUCGACAUCAAGACCAAAUAAUCAACGUUGAUAAUAAAAAUCGAUAUUCCCUCGCGCGUACGAGUUUGCCAAGUUCGGAAGUCGAAGGAAACAACUAUAACGAGAACAAAGAUAUAGUUACAUAUGAUGCCGACGAUACA
This is a messenger RNA of Brenthis ino (lesser marbled fritillary), 939 nucleotides long. Lineage: Eukaryota; Metazoa; Arthropoda; Insecta; Lepidoptera; Nymphalidae. The record is from the annotation of a GenBank genome assembly.